CGAGUCUCUUCUGUUUGUUUCCAGAUUAAUCGGCCAUCCGUCAUGGCGAUGCAUGCGAAGGCGACUCCGCCGCAGAUCCCGGACACUCGCCGGGAGCUCGCUGAGCUCGUAAAGAGGAAACAAGAACUCGCGGAGACAUUGGUGAACUUGGAAAGACAAAUAUAUGCAUUUGAAGGCAGCUACCUAGAAGACACCCAGAUGUAUGGCAACAUCAUCAGAGGAUGGGACAGAUACCUCACCAACCAAAAGAACUCCAAUAGUAAGACUGAUAGACGGAAUAGGAAAUUCAAAGAAGCCGAGCGUUUAUUCAGCAAGUCAUCUGUUACAUCAGUUGCAGCCGUGUGUGCACUCGGUGGUAUACCAGAUCACAUGAAUGAAAAGCGUGAGGCAGGCAGCGGCACAGAAAGCGAUACCUCUCCAGAUCUCCAGAACCAAGAAAACGAGCCCAGCCAGGAGGACACGGAGGAUGUGGACUCAACGCUGCAGGACCUGAAGCCUCAGAAGGCUGCCUCCUCCUCCUCCUCAGGCAGCCACCACGGGAGCCACAAGAAGAGGAAGAACAAAAACAGACACAGUCCUUCUGCCAUGUUUGAUUAUGACUUUGAGUUUGACAUGAAGGUUAACAAGAAACCCAGAGCUGAUUACUCGACUUAAAACACCUGGAGGACCUGGACACAUGAGGAUACAUGAGAUUUCUGGACUCUUUUUUUUUUUUUUUUUUUUUUUUUUUUUAAUCACUCUUCUUUUUUGUUGUUGUUGUCAUAUUUCAGCCUGUACUGUGUACAUCAAUUGAAACAUUCCCCUCACCACCUACCACUGGAUGGGGUUCACUUUUUGAUCUACCUUCAGUAGAAAUACGGUGUUGCUUGUUACUUGUCGCCUAGUGGGGCUCUCCGCCAAUAACACAUCAUCUUGUAUAGUGUUUUUUCUUUUCUUUUUUUUAAAGAAAAUGACUGUAUUUAUUGUGUAGCUAAUUUUCUUGUUUCCCAUUGUAAGAAAGUCUUUUUUUGUUAAGCAUUACAUGGUCAGAUUACCCUCAAAUGCCCCAAAUUCUUUUAUGACAUUGUUUGUUUGGCAAAAAAAUAAAAUACUUCAGCAAGAA
Molecule: messenger RNA, 1102 nt
Organism: Pelmatolapia mariae (spotted tilapia)
Lineage: Eukaryota; Metazoa; Chordata; Actinopteri; Cichliformes; Cichlidae
Gene: meaf6
Product: MYST/Esa1-associated factor 6
Exons: 8
Coding region: 43-654 (203 amino acids)
Cellular component (GO): NuA4 histone acetyltransferase complex
Source: RefSeq, a predicted model, not a curated record